Messenger RNA from Myotis brandtii (Brandt's bat), 666 nucleotides. RefSeq names its product cadherin-1. Bases 109 to 666 code for a protein of 185 amino acids. Gene Ontology annotation, cellular component: catenin complex; adherens junction; plasma membrane. The transcript has 4 exons. Gene Ontology annotation, molecular function: cadherin binding; calcium ion binding. Lineage: Eukaryota; Metazoa; Chordata; Mammalia; Chiroptera; Vespertilionidae. The record is from RefSeq and is a predicted model, not a curated record. Gene Ontology annotation, biological process: homophilic cell-cell adhesion; cell morphogenesis; adherens junction organization.
CGCUGUUAUUUAUGCCCUGCAGUGAGUUUUGAGGGAUGCACCGGCCAACCAAGGACCAUCUAUGUUUCUGAUGACACCAGAUUCAGAGUGGGCACGGAUGGGGUGCUGAUGGUCAAACGGCCUUUACAGCUGCAUAAUCCAGAGAUGAGUUUCCGUGUUCACGCCUGGGACUCUGCCCGCAAGAAGCUCUCCACCAAAGUGACGCUGAAGGCAGCAGUGCAUGACCACCACCAGCACCACCACCACCACCACCACCACCAUGAUUCUCUCCCUGAAGCCCGGAUGGAAGUGCUCACAUUUCCUGACUCCCACCAUGGUCUCAGAAGACAGAAGAGAGACUGGGUUAUCCCUCCCAUCAGCUGCCCAGAAAAUGAGAAAGGCCCGUUUCCUAAGAAACUGGUCCAGAUCAAGUCUAGUAGAGACAAAGAGACAAAGGUUUUCUACAGCAUCUCUGGCCAAGGAGCUGACGCGCCCCCCAUCCAUGUGUUUAUUAUUGAAAGGGAGACAGGAUGGCUCAAGGUGACCCAGCCUCUGGAUAGAGAAGCAAUUGCCAAGUACACACUCCUCUCUCACGCUGUGUCUUCCAACGGGAAUGCAAUUGAGGAUCCGAUGGAGAUUGUGAUCACAGUGACAGAUCAGAAUGACAACAGGCCUGAGUUCAUUUGA